CGCAGGAGGCCCGGGGCGGCUGUCGGCGCGGCCCUAGCGUGCGGGUGGCGAGGCCCUGUCAUGGCUGGGAAGGACCGUGGGGGAGCCGUGCGUGUCCCUGAGAGUCCCUGAGUGUGAUCGCACACGACCACUCCGGGCAGUGUUCGUUGCUCAGGGUUUGUAAACUUGGCGGAGGAGGCUUAGGAGGAUUUGUUCUUCCCAAAAGACUUAAAUUAUUGGAAUUAUAGAUAUUUACAGUUUCUUUUUGGGGACAGUCAGUAUCAGUAUGGAGGCGUAGACACCUCAAAGGGACUUUAGUCUGAACUCUGGGAGGUAGUUCUGUGCACAAAUAAAGAAACUAAAGCUUAAAAUUACUUCACUUAUUUAUUUUUAGUUGGAGGGUUCUGUUUACCUCUGUGUGCCAUAAACAUGGCAUAUGGGAAAAACUUAACUCACCAGUAUAAAGUGUUAGAAUGUCCUGACACAAGGCAAUUUAUUAAUAUUGAAUUUGAUAACUCUGACAGUGUAACUAAGGCACCAGGUUAAAACUCAGAUGCUGUUUUCCAUGUAUGCUGACACUUGCAAACAGAAAAACCUGGGGCUAGUCCAGGCUUAUUAAUCAGGACAGUUCAUCCGUGUCAGGCAGUGUGCAAGAUUUGUUUUUCUCACAGCUGAAUAUUCAAUAUAUGUGGAGUUCAGUAUAAACAAGCCUCUUGAGUCUUAACAACUUGGCAACAAUAUGCAGAAUUUGAGGGUUUUUUGGAAGUUCGGUAGUAGCAAAUAUACCAGAUCAGUUCAGUAAUGUCAGUUCAAGGACUUUUUUCAUAUGCCCUUUGAGCUUGAUAAGCCAUUAUUUCUAGCUUCCUAGGGAGGUUUACAAACAAAAAUCUUUGUAUAAACUUCAUAUUUAUCAGCUGACUAGGGUGAAAUAGUUUUAAAAUCACUUAACAUAUGUUCUGGUUAAAAAUAAAGUUGUUCUGGUUGCUUCUCAUUUUAGUUUCUUUAUUAACAAAGGAUUUUGAUAAACCCUUUUGAGGUAUUUCUGCCCUGGUUUUCACCUCCACUAGCCUGACAAAUUGAUACUGCUCUCCCAGAUAUACAGUACAAGAAAACCCUUGAUAUCUGUAUGAUUCAAAGGAAAGUCCUUUUUAAUGUGCUUGCUUAAAUUGUCAAAAUGGGUUGGAGCAGCUUUUGCACAGAAAGCAGUAAAGCAGAACAACUUUCCUAAUGGUUAAAGGCUGUUAUCAUGAGGCUAAUUCUGUUCACAUCUGCAUUUGAGGUUGCACCCUAAAGUAUUUGAUUUUCGGAUUCCUAUUUUUGUAUAGGCAGAGUUUAUUCCAAAUUGCCUUUAAUGCACACAACUACCUCCCAGAGGAAGACUUUGUCCCAUUUUCCCCAAACCAGUCCAUUAUGAACAUAAUGGAAAAUAGCCCUUUGGCUAGUCUCAUGAAGCAGAGUGCCUUGUGUGGAGAACUGAAGUAUGACUUAUCCUGUGAACUCUACAGAAUUUCAACAUUUUCUGCAUUCCCUGUCAAUGUGCCAGUGUCAGAACGGAGUCUUGCCCGGGCUGGGUUUUAUUACACUGGUGUGCAAGAUAAAGUUAAGUGCUUCAGUUGUGGCUUAACGUUGGACAGCUGGCAACCAGGAGAUAAUGCUAUGGAAAAACAUAAACAGAUGUAUCCUAGCUGCAGUUUUGUUCAGAACAUGCUUUCAGUUAACAACCUUGGACUGUCCUCUCAUUCUGCAUUUUCACCUUUGGUCUCAAGCAGUUUCUCGCCAUCUCUACAUUCCGAAACACUUUCUCCAAGUUUAGAACAAGUUGGAUAUUUCAGUGGCUCUUUUUCCAGUUUUCCUCAAGACCCAGUAACUACUAGGGCAGUCGAAGACCUUUCAUUCUUGAGACCCAAGCUUCACAAUCCUUCCAUGAGUACAGAAGAUGCCAGACUACGCACUUUCCACUCAUGGCCUCUGACUUUUCUCUCACCCAUCGAUCUGGCAAAGGCUGGACUCUAUUACUUGGGGACAGCAGACAAAGUUGCUUGUUUCACCUGUGGUGGUCGGCUGAGUGACUGGGAACCAAAAGAUAAUGCAAUGUCAGAGCAUCGAAGACACUUUCCUAACUGUCCUUUUGUGGAAAAUCAUACCCGAGACCAGCUGAGUUUUAAUGUUUCCAAUGUGAGCAUGCAAACCCACGAAGCUCGUGUUAAAACAUUCAUAAAUUGGCCAACUAGAAUUCUAGUUCAGCCUGAACAGCUUGCAGAUGCUGGCUUUUACUACGUAGGCCGCAAUGAUGAUGUGAAGUGUUUUUGCUGUGAUGGUGGGUUAAGGUGCUGGGAGUCUGGAGAUGAUCCAUGGAUUGAACAUGCAAAGUGGUUUCCAAGGUGUGAGUAUCUGCUUCGUGUGAAAGGAGGAGAGUUUGUAAGUCAGAUUCAGGCCAGGUUCCCCCAUCUUCUUGAACAGCUCUUGUCAACCUCUGAUACGCCUUUAGAUGAUAACAUUGAUCCUCCAAUUAUUCAUUUUGAACCUGGAGAGAGUCAUUCAGAAGAUGCAAUCAUGAUGAACACACCUGUGGUUAAAGCUGCCUUGGAGAUGGGAUUCAGUAGACGGCUAAUAAAGCAAACAGUGCAAAGUAAAAUCUUGGCCACUGGAGAAAACUACAAGACUGUUAAUGAUCUUGUGUCUGAUCUGCUCACUGCUGAAGAUGAGAAGAGGGAAGAAGAGAAAGAGAAACAAUUUGAAGAAGUGGCAUCAGAUGAUUUGUCCUUAAUCCGGAAGAAUCGGCUGGCUUUAUUCCAGCGCUUAACAUGUGUACUUCCAAUCCUUGGGAGUUUACUGUCAGCUAAAGUGAUAACAGAACUUGAGCAUGAUGUUAUUAAGCAAAAGACUCAGACAUCAUUGCAAGCCAGGGAACUGAUAGACACAGUUUUAGUAAAAGGAAAUGAAGCAGCCAGCAUAUUCAGAAACUGUCUACGAGAUUGUGACCCUGCACUGUACAGAGAUCUAUUUGUGGAGAAGAACAUGAAGUAUGUUCCUACAGAAGAUGUUUCAGGUUUACCUAUGGAAGAACAAUUAAGAAGAUUGCAAGAGGAAAGAACAUGUAAAGUUUGCAUGGACAAAGAAGUUUCUAUUGUUUUUAUUCCAUGUGGUCACUUAGUGGUAUGCAAAGAAUGUGCACCAUCCCUUAGAAAAUGCCCUAUUUGCAGGGGGACAAUAAAGGGCACAGUUCGUACAUUUCUUUCGUAAAGAGGGAAACUUGAAAAAUGUUUCUGUUCCUGUCACCUCUGGCUGUUGCAGCUUACACCAGCAGUGUCUUAAGACUGGAAAAUUCUGGUACAGAAGAUGAUGAAGCAAUUGCCUAACACCAUUGUGUAAUAGUAAACUUUAUAAGUAUACUCAGUCUUCCUUGUCAAAGACCAUUUCUCUUCAUACAUCCAACUUAAUCCUAAGGUGAGGUUUUUGUAGCUUUCCUUUCAGAGUAAGGAAAGCAGCUUCAUUAGUGUGCCCUUGCCCUUGCUUCAGUUUGAGUAAAAUAAAAUAACUUUCUGGUUGAA
Calypte anna (Anna's hummingbird) is the source of this 3530-nucleotide messenger RNA. RefSeq names its product inhibitor of apoptosis protein. NCBI's taxonomy places the organism in Eukaryota, Metazoa, Chordata, Aves, Apodiformes, Trochilidae. Gene Ontology annotation, biological process: regulation of apoptotic process; regulation of cell cycle. The transcript has 9 exons. The record is from RefSeq and is a predicted model, not a curated record. Gene Ontology annotation, cellular component: cytoplasm; spindle microtubule; nucleus. The coding region runs from base 1390 to 3222 and encodes 610 amino acids.